AUGACUCUCAACAACCUUUCCUGUCCCUUGGCUUACAACACCACCAAAUAUUUCAAAACCCCUGCUUACUGCCUAGUGAUCGCUGCCGGGCUGCCCCUGAACUGCCUGGCCUUCUGGGCCUUAAUCUCCCAGAUGAAGAGAUCCGUCGUCCUCUCCGUCUACAUCCUGAACCUGACCUUGGCCAACCUCUUGCAGAUCUCGACGCUCCCCUUCUGGAUCUACUUCAGUUGCAAUGAUCACGUGUGGGACCUGGGCGUGGCGGCAUGCCUGGCCGUCCGGCUGGCCUUCCGCACCAACUUCUAUGCCAAGAACGCCUUCUUGUGCCUCAUCGCCAUGGAACGGUACUUCGGUCUUAUCCACCCUCUCAGUUUCCAUAGGCUGCAGAGCAUGGCGAGCACCAUCGCGUUGAGCGUCACCACUUGGCUUGUGGUGGCUGUUUUAUGUGUCGUUGGCGUCCUCCUGGAGACCGAUCAGUCAGAAGUUUGGCAUAAGAGCUGUCUGGACGGCACCCAUGUGGAAACGCUCUACGCGCACUUCAAGCUGGCCACCAUGAGCCUCUCCUUCUUUCUCCCUUGCGUCCUCAUGGGCUUCUUCUACUUCAGGGUUCUAUUUGAGCUCCGAAAGGUGGAGUCUCUGGAGAAGCGAGCCAAAAAGCAGAUCUAUGUUUUCAUCUCCCUCAUCGUCGCCUCCUUUUUCUUCACCUGCGUUCCUUACCAAGUGACUUCUUAUUACAAGUUCUUCUGGGAACUGAGGCUGACAGACGGAGAGAUAUGCCCGUUUGAGAGCUCCAUCUUCAACUACACAAACAUAACUUUGUGUCUGGCCACUUUGAGCAACAUCUUUGAUCCCCUUCUUUAUGGCCUGCUCCUCAAAGACAUCCGGGAUGACCUCAAAGGUCUCUUUCGGUUCAAGGGUCAGAAGACAGGAAGCUCAUACCGGUUGGAAGAGCGGAAUCUCCCUCCACAGACAGCCACGGAAGGGGCGCAUGACCACCUUGAGUCACAAGAAAUUACCUAUUGA
Molecule: messenger RNA, 1020 nt
Organism: Heteronotia binoei (common prickly gecko)
Lineage: Eukaryota; Metazoa; Chordata; Lepidosauria; Squamata; Gekkonidae
Product: ovarian cancer G-protein coupled receptor 1-like
Exons: 1
Coding region: 1-1020 (339 amino acids)
Biological process (GO): G protein-coupled receptor signaling pathway
Cellular component (GO): membrane
Molecular function (GO): G protein-coupled receptor activity
Source: RefSeq, a predicted model, not a curated record